Messenger RNA from Pelobates fuscus (common spadefoot toad), 2428 nucleotides. RefSeq lists its product as uncharacterized. Gene Ontology annotation, cellular component: external side of plasma membrane. Gene Ontology annotation, biological process: cell surface receptor signaling pathway; negative regulation of T cell proliferation; positive regulation of T cell proliferation. The record is from RefSeq and is a predicted model, not a curated record. The transcript has 8 exons. NCBI's taxonomy places the organism in Eukaryota, Metazoa, Chordata, Amphibia, Anura, Pelobatidae. Bases 112 to 2358 code for a protein of 748 amino acids.
UUGGAGAAGACUCCUCAGAUCAUUAGCUGUGGGGUCCAGACACUUGCAAAGCUUAAACUAUAACCACUGGCAGAAAUCACCAUUACAUUAUCUGUCUCUGCCCAGCAAACCAUGGGCGUGAUCCACCUGCUGCUUAUCGUCUGCUCUCUCACAGGUGGAAUGCUCAUUAACUCAGAGAAACCCUCCUGUGCUAUUCAAAUAGAGUCAAUCGCGGUGGAAGAAGGGUCAAAUGUCACCAUUCCAUGCAACAUUAUUUACCCAUGGGAAGACUGGGACAGCACCACAGAGAUAAAAGUGCAUUGGAGAAGUGGACAAAAUAGCCCGUGUGGGAGCAAUAAAAUAAUCUACAAAUAUCCUGAAAACUGGACACAUCAAAAAUUUGCAGGACGAAUAUCCAUGGUGGGAAACCCCAGGGAACAGAAAACAGCUUCUAUUAGAAUCCAGGGGGUGAGCAGAUCGGAUGGUCCCUUCUACUGCUGUCGGGUAGAAUUAAUAGAUAAGAACACAGGAUUGCAAGGGUGGCAGAACCAUCAUGGGACCUCUCUGCAAUUUCCUGAUCAGAUCUGGGUGGAUCAGUUGGACAUCAUUCCAACACUGCCAGGAGAAACGGUCACAAUUCCCUGUCCUAUCCAUUACCCAAGUGGAAAAACGUUUACUGUGCAGAAAGUGACCUGGAAAAUGGGAGCAAGUGAAGUGUGCAGUGAGAAACAGACGCAAUUCACAUGGGAUAACUCAGACAAGCAAAGACAAUUCUCACUGGUUAAUUUCCCUGAUGAUGUCUCAUUAAUCAUUAAAAAUGUGAGCUCUAAAGACAGUCGUCGAUACUGUUGUGAGGUGACCGUUGAUGGUUCUGUGUAUGGGAGUGUUCGUGGAACAGAGCUGGUUCUUGGAGCAUCAACUUCUACAAAAUUUACUGUAGUUCAGCCCCCUGAAAUCACAGCCAAUCUGGGAGUUUCAACCACCAUUAAUUGCUCGUACACAUACUCUACGGAAAAAGAAAAAGCAUUGGCUGAAAUUUACUGGAGAGUUGGCAGUCCUACUGGAGAUUACGCUUAUCAUCCUUCCCAGGAGAUGAUCCAUUCCACCUACAGAGGCAGGACUGAGCUGAGAGGGCAGGCAGAUCUUCACAUACAGGAUGUGCAACGCACAGACACCACCUCCUAUUAUUGCCAAGUUAUUAUUUGGAACUGUAUUGGAAAAGUCAAAGUUAAAACAAGUGUUGUCCAUGGACAAGGAACCAGACUAAGUGUGAAAGAUAAUCCCUCCUGUGCUAUGCAAAUAGGGUCAAUCCCAGUAGAAGAACGGUCAAAUGUCAUCAUCCCAUGUAGCAUAAUUUACCCCUGGAGGGACUGGGAGAACUCUACAGAGAUCAAAGUGCAUUGGAGAAGUGGAGAAAAUAGCUCAUGUGGAAGCAAUAAAUUAAUCUACAAAUAUCCUGAAAACUGGACCCAUCAAAGCUACAAAGGAAGAAUAUCCAUGGUGGGAAACCCUAAGGAACUGAAAACAGCUUCUAUUAGAAUUGAGGGGUUGAAAAGAACUGAUGGUCCCACGUACUGCUGUCGGGUGGAAUUAAUGGAUAGGAAUACAGGAUGGCAAGGAUGGCAGAACCAUCAUGGAACCUCUCUGCAGUUUCCUGAUCAGAUCUGGGUAAAUCAGUUGGACGUCAUUCCAGCUCUGCCAGGAGAAACGGUCACCAUUCCCUGUCCUAUUAAUUUACCGAAUGGAAAAAGGUUGACCGUGCAGAAAGUGACCUGGAAAAUGGGAGCAAGUGAAGUGUGCAGUGAGAAACAAACAAUAUUCACAUGGGAUAACUCAAACAAGCAAGGACGCUUCUCACUGGUUAAUUUCCCUGAUGAUGUCUCAUUAAUUAUAAAAAAUGUGAGCUCUAAAGACAUCCGUCGAUAUUGUUGCGAGGUGACAGUGGAUGGUUCCCUGUAUGGGAGUGUUAGUGGAACAGAUCUGGUUCUUGGAGCAUCCUUUUCUGAAAAAGUUACCGUAUUUCAGAACAUUGAAAUCACAGCCAAUCUGGGAGGUUCGAUCACCCUUAGCUGCUCGUACAGAUUCUCUACAGAGGAAGAACCAGCAUUGGCUGAAAUUUACUGGAGAUUUGGAAGUCCCACUGGACAUUACGCUUAUCAUCCUUCUAAGGAGAUGAUCUGUUCCAAAUACAGUGGCAGGACUGAGCUGAGAGGAAAGGCAGAUCUUCAUAUACAGGAUGUGAAAAGCACAGACACCACCUCCUAUUACUGCCUAGUGAUGAUACGGGAAUGUGUUGGAAAAUCUAAAGUCAAACCAAGUAUCGUCCAUGGACAAGGAACCAGACUAAUUGUAAAAGGUGGCGUGUCAAGCUCUGGAUAACUCCUGUAUUUGCUGAUACAUAAUUCAAAUUUCAUUGGAAUUGGAAGUGGAACUAAACAAAGCUUGGAUG